Molecule: messenger RNA, 2970 nt
Organism: Tachysurus fulvidraco (yellow catfish)
Lineage: Eukaryota; Metazoa; Chordata; Actinopteri; Siluriformes; Bagridae
Gene: muc13b
Product: mucin 13b, cell surface associated
Exons: 26
Coding region: 83-1693 (536 amino acids)
Biological process (GO): cell-cell junction assembly
Source: RefSeq, a predicted model, not a curated record
AGAACUCAGUCAUUACACAGAAUACUGAAAGUGUUGAAAGACGUUUUAUGCUGAGCCCCCUAUUCAGCAUAGGACUUGCAAUAUGGCUUUAAUUAAACAACUCUUGAGUUUAUACUUACUGUUUCUGCUUGUGGGUGGAAAUGUGGUCCUUACAAUAACAGCCACAUCUGCUCCCAUUACAAAUGUAACAGCCACAUCUGCUCCCAUUACAACUGUAACAGCCACAUCUGCUCCCAUUACAAAUGUAACAGCCACAUCUGCUCCCAUUACAAAUGUAACAGCCACAUCUGCUCCCAUUACAAAUGUAACAGAACAAAACACAUCUGCUUCCACUAUACCUGUAACAGGUGAAACCACAUCUACUCCCACUACACCUGUAACAGAGACAGCCACAUCUACUCCCACUACACAUGUAACAGAACAAGACACAUCUGCUUCCACUAUACCUGUAACAGAGCAAGACACAUCUGCUUCCACUAUACCUGUAACAGAGGAAGCCACAUCUGCUCCCAUUACACCUGCAACAGGUGAAACCACAUCUGCUCCUUCUACACUUGCACCAGGUGAAACCACAUCUGCUCCUUCUACACCUGCACCAGGUGGAACCACACCUGCUCCCACUACACUUGCACCAGGUCCAUGUGCCUCUAACUCUUGUCCAUUUGGCAGCACUUGUCAAGAACUCCUGCAUAAUUACACAUGUGUGUGUCAACCGGGACUGUUCUACAAUGAAGUGCAGAAAGUUUGUUAUCUAGCAAAGACUUUCCCAACCGAGUUAAAAUUGGCAGAGAGCUUUCAGCAAGGAAUGGAAGACCAGAACUCAUUAAUAUUCAAACAAACAGCAGAUGAAAUUCUUAAUGCGCUUCAGGAUGCUUUCAAGGAUAUUGAUUAUCUUGGAUCCACAGUGUUGAGUCUAAAAAAAGGCAGUGUGAUAGCAGAUGUAGAGAAUUUCUUCAGCCCCACAUCAGAGGUUACUGCAGACACUGUAAAGAAACACUUAAGUGAAGCAAUUAAGAAGCCUGGGGUUUUAUUAGGCGCUAAUGUCAUGUAUGACAACAUAUGCAAUAAAGGAUACUGUCAUGAUGAAAGCACAAACUGUGAUCCCGGCAGUGGUCUAGCUUCAUGCACAUGCAGGGAUGGAUAUAUCAAGAUAACGCAAACAAACCAGGCAUGUGCCGCCUGUCCAAGUGGUCAGAAAGCAGUGAAUCAGGAAGAAUGUAAAUUAUGUGCUUUUGGAUUUUCUGGUUUCAACUGUGAAGAUCCAUAUCUCUUAAUCCUGGUUGUGGUCGCCUGUGUUUUGGGUACACUAUUUCUUGCCACUCUCACAGGUGCUAUUGUCUUGUACACGAGGUCAAAGAAAAUGACCAAAUCUCCAGAAAAAAUACCCGCAAAUGGCAAUCUGGAGUUCACUAAACCUGCAGGAAUUCCCAGGAUCCCACGGGUUAACCCUAAUUCUGGUUGGCAACCAACCAAUCUGGAGAUGACAGACAGUGGAAGUAGACAUGCCCUGGUGACAAAAGAUCGCACAGAGACCACAGCGAUGUGGAACUAUGACUACCCUGAAGACACAAGGAGCUAUAAGACCCAGACACCUUCUAGAACAGGAUAUGCAGCCACAGGAGCUUAUGAUGGCUCCAGGGUCACAAGAAACCCUUACUAUGAUGCAUAUGAUGACAAAAUACGCAGAUACUAAUAUUACAGCUUAUAGAGCUUAAUCUAAUGAUUUCUACAGCAGAAACUCGAUAUAGAUGAUGCGAUAAAAAGCAUUGAUACAAGUGGGAAACAUUUUUAAAGUGUCAAGCCGCAACAUGUGAAUUAUUAGUUGAUAUGAAGCAAAUAAUUAAAGAAAGUCAUUUAGUGAACUAUAUGAUGGACAAAGACAAAUGGAGAACAUUACUAUCAGGGAAGUGUGUGUGUGUGUGUGUGUGUGUGUGUGUGUGUGUGUGUGUGUGUGUGUGUGUGUGUGUGUGUGUGUGUGUGUGUGUGUGUGUGUGUGUGUGUGUGUGUGUGUGUGUGUGUGUGUGUGUGUGUAUGGGACAGUUGAGAUGUGCACAUACCCAAGAUGUGCUCAGUGCUACAUGAUCACAUGAAUGUAUCUUAAUAUCUUAAACUAAAUCAUAAUUUUGUUAUUGUUUUUGAUUUCAGCAAAUAAAUAAAUAAAUAAAUAAAUAAAUAAAUAAAUAAAUAAAUAAAUAAAUAAAUCUCACAUAUUCAAAUAGAAAAAAAAAAGUUAAUUUAUUAUAUUAUGAUUAAAUUGCUUGGAGCUAAAAUAACGGUCCAUUCAGAUCCAGGAGAUGUCACUGUUUAGUGUAGUUUGUUUAUUCCUUCUAAUAAUCUGAAUGAUCAGACUGUGCUUUUGCUGCUUGUGUCUACCGUUUUAAUUGUUAAUUUAUGCUGUUGCCAUUUUUUCUGUUUUUAUGAGUUAACGUCGCCCAGGAUUAAUCUUAGUUACAGCCACUUCAAAACAAGCACAAGUGGUCACUCAAUGACUUUACAAUGUGAUGACACAUUGUGUACAGUACUAUUCCUGCAAAUUCUAUAGGAAUUAGGUAUAUAAAGUGUAUAAACAGAUAUAUAACUGAGAUCAAUAUGGCUGUUGUGUUGCACGUGCUACUCAAAUGAGACAAGCAUAUAUUUAUGUAAAUGAUGAAUACACAAAGCAAUAAAAACAAGUAUUAGUAAAAGGGCAAAAAAAAGACUCUGACAUGUUAAUAAAUGUGUACAAUGUUUUAAUGAUUAGAGUUUGUUCGUGAAAAGAAGGGCUGGUCUGAGUAUUCCACGAAAUGUUGAUCCUCUGGGAAUUUCAUGUGGAUUUAUCUAGAGUUUAUACACACACAAAAGAAAAUGAGUGGCAGUUCAGUGAGGCAAAAUGCCUUCUUGUAGAAUUUUAUAACUGCGUUGCUAAAUGGCUUAUUAUAAUAAUGAGUGAAUGUAACUGGUCUUUCUAAUAAAGUGACUGUUAAGUGUAAA